Mustela lutreola (European mink) is the source of this 1568-nucleotide messenger RNA. RefSeq names its product N-acetyltransferase 14 (putative) (gene NAT14). Lineage: Eukaryota; Metazoa; Chordata; Mammalia; Carnivora; Mustelidae. Gene Ontology annotation, molecular function: N-acetyltransferase activity. The coding region runs from base 248 to 1003 and encodes 251 amino acids. The transcript has 3 exons. The record is from RefSeq and is a predicted model, not a curated record.
UUUGUUCUCCAAGAAAAGGAGGCGCGGUGGUUAUUAGAGUGGGGAAGAGUGGGGAUCUAAAAUCCGGGUUGUGCCACUUGUUCGCUGUCAGUCACCCGACUGGUCUCAUCUGGAAAAUGGGUGGGUGGGAAUCCCUGUCCCGAAGUUCCCUGAGAUAGAGCCCAGGUGGCUUGGGUGGAGGUUCCUGGGGUCGGAUCUGAGUUUGGGAGCGCGGGACGCGGCCCCUCCCGCGAAGGCCGCAGAGCCAAUGAGAACUGGGGCGCUCCCGUCGCCGGCCCCCACCCGCCUCGCAGCUUGCUUAGCAACCGCCCUCGUGCGCGUCUCCUCUGCCGGCCGCGUGCACGCCUGCUCCCCUCGGGGGUGCGGGAGCCUGGGGGCUGCCAUGGCCCCCGGCCACUUGUCAGUGCGGGAGAUGAGGGAAGAUGAGAGACCCCUGGUGCUGGAGAUGCUGAAGGCAGGUGUGAAGGACACGGAGAACCGAGUGACCCUCCACGCCCUGACGCGGCCACCAGCCCUGCUCCUCCUGGCAGCGGCCAGCAGUGGCCUGCGCUUCGUCCUGGCCUCCUUUGCCCUGGCCCUUCUCCUGCCCGUGUUCCUGGCUGUGGCAGCCAUGAAGCUGGGCCUGCGGGCCCGAUGGGGCUCGCUGCCUCCGCCAGGUGGCCUGGGGGGCCCCUGGGUGGCCGUGCGUAGCUCAGGCGAUGUGUGUGGGGUUCUGGCCCUGGCCCCAGGCUCCAGCGCUGGGGACGGGGCCCGGGUCACCCGCCUCUCUGUCUCUCGCUGGCACCGCCGCCGAGGUGUGGGCCGGCGGUUGCUGGCCUUUGCCGAAUCCCGGGCACGGGCCUGGGCAGGCGGCAUGGGGGAGCCCCGGGCCCGGCUCGUAGUCCCUGUGGCGGUGGCAGCGUGGGGUGUGGCGGGGAUGCUGGAGGGGUGUGGCUACCAGGCUGAGGGGAGCUGGGGCUGCAUGGGGUACACGCUGGUGAGGGAGUUCAGCAAGGACCUGUGACUCCGGACCGCGUGCGAGGGAGAGCACUGUGUGAGUGCUGACGGUGUGCAGGUUCUCCCUUGGUGGAUGCCCAGCCUGCCCAGGGCCCAGAAGCAGGUCUGCAGAGGGCGAGACACCCCACUGCAGGCCAAUAUCUGACUGUAGUGUCUGAACUUUUCAUAAAGGUCAACUGUCCAGCCCCCAACCCAGAUUUUGUCUGCACUAAGACCUCCUCAGUCUGGUGCCAAGGUUGCACCAUUUGUGUUCCAGGCCUGAGCCCAGGAGAGAGAAAUGGGGAGGAGGAGAGUGGACCCGCCAUAUGGGGUAGGACUUGUGGCAAGGGCACCCCAAGUAGGGACGAGGCCCUCCUGGGAGUGGGGAGGGGUUUACUGACUGCUCGGAGCGGGUCAGCAGAGCCUUUGCAAAGGAGGGUAGCCUACCCAGAAGAAGGCCCUGGCCAGGACAGGGUGGGCACCAGGCUGCCCAUGCCAGGCCCCUCCCCGGAAGGUGAGCUGAGAGGGGCCGCCAGACCCAUCUGGUUUUUUGCACCCGAUUGUUAAUAAAGCCUGAAACUGCUUUGUGCAGA